UCGACAUUGACGCUGAACAGAGAUUUCCCGAUCGGAUAUCGGGAAUUCGAUCGAACGAUCCAGUAGUUUGAUACUAGUCACGGGUAUAUACGGAUGGGUAUCUCGGAUGCGAUCCAAAUCAAUAACGCAGUCACAGAAAUACAUUGAAACAAAGUAACAAUAUUGGAGAGGUUUAGAAUCUUAUUGUGGUAAAAAUGUAUUCAAAGACUCUGAACCAGUUGUUUCUUGAAUUGACCCAUAUUUUAAUAAAACGUAUGAAUAAUUCAAUUGAGACAGGAAAACUGGAUUUCCCUUGGUGUCGUGGUGAGGCCGCGCUUUCUGUGUACUGCCAAGUGUAUACGUCAUCUAUCAUAACUUAUUUGAAUAUUGAUGUGUGACAGUUCCAGAUAAGUAAAAUAAAUCAACCGAAAUGUGUCCAUAACCUACAAUGCUUUCAAAUAUCCAUCCAGCCCUAAAAUAAUUCAAUGUAGGCUAAUUGGAAGAACGUACGAAGCAUAAUAGAGAGAACCCCAAAACUUAAGUAGAGUAGUUUAAAUAAUACUACUGGGUCACGGUUGGAAAGUUUUUAUCUUCGAUGGCACAAAGCAAUUAACCAGCAGCUAGCCAGAUCCAAAGUCCAGAUAAUAUUUCCCAAUUUAAAAAACAAAAACAAAAAACACUGUUACUUUCGGUGACAUAAGGAUCACGCGCUCCUGAAAAAAAAAAACACUACGCUACCCUAAUGGGAUGUUAAAGAGACUCCAUCUCAAUUAGUGAAAGAGAAUCUGUGACCGAGGGAAUAUAAAGCCGGUCGCGCUUCAAAUGCUCCGCAUCACAGUUCAGUCGGCGGGUCGUUGACAAUGAUUUCAUUCUGUCCAACUUUUCUUUUGUUGAUGUGCUGGAUGACUCGGUCUUCAGCUGCAACGGAAGACGGCCACCAUCGUGAAGAUUUCGCUUCCGUUUUAACACUUUUCAGAGAGGUCAUGAAGUUGGCCAAGAGUGCAGCCAGCGGAGAUUGUCAUUGUUCCAAAUCCGACCAGUUUUCCUCCGGCGUCGCCGAACAACAGAAGCGAAUCUUGAAAGUUAUUCAAGAAUUCAACGAAUUGAUCGAUUCUGAAUCGGCUUCGGCGGCUCGGGUUGACAGAGAGUCCGAAGAACACAGGCCUCACAAAAGAGUCAAGCGUUUUCACUACGACUUCCGGCGGCGGAUCGCUUUCCCCCCGGGAACCAAGAUCAGUGUGACUCCAACUUUCUACUUGCCAUUCGUUCGUGACCUUCCGGAUGGAUUAAUCUCCAACAUGUCCAUUAGUUUCCCUUUUUCAUGUAAUAUGAGAAACGAUUCGAGAAAGAACAUAUUUAUGGCAUUAAUUAGCGCAGCCUUUUUAUUUACUGUUCAUCAUUUUUCUUUGCAAGUGGUUUUGGACGAUCUCGGACUGACUGACGAUUCCAACAUUUUCGGAACGUUCACCAUUUUGAGGCGCAUCUUUCGACUUUUCUUUGGCCAUCGAAAACCACGAGCAAAUGACUACAGCGGCGGGCACAGGAUUAUGGUCUACCGUACCAUUGAGAACGUGCUCUACAACUUCGGAAUGGCGGGCCAUGAUUGUUUGUUGCGGGCCAUCUGCGAGGUGCACGAAUUCCCGCUCGAUCAUCACCACGGUCUGCUGGGCGAGUUGCUUCAGUUUCUAUUCACGGUGAGCAAGUCAUCGGACUCCAGCGAAGAAGCGCGGGACUACGUUCGUGCCGAACAAUCGGGAAGAGAUCGAGGCGAAUGCUGGCAAUAUUAUUCAAAAUGUCCCAAGUCGAUUUUUAACCAGCAGCACGAUAACAAUUUAUACAUGUGAAGUGUUGUUACACAAAUUUUCACCGGUCUACAUUUGGCUAUUCUAUAUGUAUACCAUUCAAACACACUGCAUUUAAGUACAUGUCGAGACACGUACGCACAUCAUCGAGGUCAUCCGUAAUCCAUGCU
Messenger RNA from Daphnia pulicaria, 1951 nucleotides. RefSeq lists its product as uncharacterized. The transcript has 3 exons. The record is from RefSeq and is a predicted model, not a curated record. Bases 840 to 1823 code for a protein of 327 amino acids. Lineage: Eukaryota; Metazoa; Arthropoda; Branchiopoda; Diplostraca; Daphniidae.